CGUCACUUCCAAAUUCAUCCAGUAAACGCCACUCACAUUGUCAUAUGUAAAUAAACAAAAUAACAAAAACUUCAAUCAACGACCUGAACGAUCUAUAAAAGGACAGCUUAUGGGAUAUAGCCCGGCUCGAUUUUACCUGUCAUAGUAAUCACCUCAGAUCCCGUAUCUCAAUAUUGUCCCCAACGUUACUACAUACUGUUCAGCUCAGCUCAGCUCAGCUCAGCUCAGCCCACUCAUUCACUCACCAUGGCAUCAUCAUCACAAAAAGGAAAAGACGACAUCGCCUCCACCAUUUCAAAACUCAGCAUCAGCUCCGGCAAAAAACCAACAGCAUCCAAAAAGGCCAAAGAGCCCGUCGCAGACUCAUGGGAGGACGAAGAUGUAUCCGAUGAAGAAGCAGCAGCAAAGGGGGAAGAGAUAGAAGAAGAAGAAGAAGUGGACGCAGGAACGUCAACGCCAUCAUCGCUGGCAACGCCAGCGGUCCCUCCCCCAACACCCGCCUCGCCGCUGGGCUAUGAAUCCCCCCACGAGUGGGCAUCCCUAACCAGCCAGAGCCAGAGCCCAUUGGCGACGUCGGCAUCCGGCACAGGCAGCGGCAGCGGCACGCCUCCCGCAAGGAGGCCCGAGAAGACGGACGCGGUGGCGAGGCGCCUGAUCGCGGCGGGCCUGGGCAUGAAGGCGCCCAGGCAGACGGAAGAGCAGAGGGCGUAUCAGCGGUCUGUGAGGGAGCAGGAGAAGAAGAGGAGGGAGGAAGCCAAGGCGGAGGAGGAGAGGAGAAAGACGGAGGCAGACAAGGCGAAGAUGGCUGUGUGGGAGGAUUGAGGCCUCCCUCUUUGUUUUGGGCCAUCAGGAGUUUUUGAUUUUUUUUUAUAUGGUUUCAAUUUCACUACAUUGUGAAGGUUUGGAAAGGAGACAUAUGUGAUUACUUGAACGAAGGCUGAUGGUUUACUUGAGGUUGGUGGUGUGCUGAGAGUUAGAGAUGAGAGUGAGGCGGUUUAUAAAAGAUGGAUAUUUGAUAUAACCCAUCUUCACUUAGCUAUUCACGAGGCUAAAUACAUGU
This is a messenger RNA of Trichoderma asperellum CBS 433.97, 1060 nucleotides long. The record is from RefSeq and is a predicted model, not a curated record. Lineage: Eukaryota; Fungi; Ascomycota; Sordariomycetes; Hypocreales; Hypocreaceae.